Molecule: messenger RNA, 2356 nt
Organism: Anolis sagrei ordinatus
Lineage: Eukaryota; Metazoa; Chordata; Lepidosauria; Squamata; Anolidae
Source: RefSeq, a predicted model, not a curated record
UUUCCGGCCCAGUGGCGCGUCCUGUUGUCUAGGCAACCAGGGGAAGACGCUGGUACAGGCCAAGGCGGCGGCGGCGGUGCGAAGGCAUGUUCAGCAAUGUUCGGAUCGUGCUUCCUGACGAAGAAGACGAAGAAGACGAAGGCAAUCGGAGGCGGAGGAUUGCAGAAGAGCAAGCAGUUAAUCUUAUUCAGAAAUUCUGGUGGACUCACAUAAGGAAAAGACUGUUUAAACUUCUGAAACACACCAUUCGUGCAGCAGAACACUGCAUUAGCCAUGAGAUUUUGAAGAGAGUGAGCCCUUUAGAGGCUGAACUUCUUAAAGAACCCACUAUUCAGUAUAAAGUUCGAUUCAGAUUUGCUGGGACUGUUUUCCCCCCUUUUAUUGUGUUCAAGAUAUUUUUCACUCCAGGAAACCAAGGCAACCAGUACAUGAGUGGGAAAACAGUAAUAACAUCAACAACCAAGGCAGCUGUUGAUGCUUGCAAGCUAAUGGGAUAUCGGAAGUAUUACAAUCAGAUGCUGUGGGAUGAGCUGCAGUACAAGAAAUAUGGAAUAAUGGAUGAGAUUGAUAUUGCUACAAUAAGAGACUAUGUUCAAAGUCUACAUUUGGGAUCUGUUUUCAACUUUUCAAUUCUGGAUUUGAUGGCAUUGGUUCGAAUGGCUUGUUCUUGGGCUGCCAGAAUCAGGCCCUCCAUCUCCUUUUUCAGAGUUCCAUUUGUGAGCCACAUCCAUGUUUUUUCUUUGUCAAUUUGGCUCUCAAUUUUUCCCAGAAACUGUCCAUGGAGUGCCUUCUUUCGCCAGUUUUCUCUUCUGCUCUGGAUUGUGUUUUUACGCUCCCCCGUACCAUGUCCCACAACUGCCUGUCUUUCAAAAAGAGACCGCAUGUCACUCCGUAGAAUUUCUGAACGUCGUUCAUAUCAGGCUCGGCAGAAGGUUUCAAAAAUGAGGAAAGUCUACAGGACCAAGAAAGGGGAGGAGGAGGAGUUAGAUCACCCAUCUUCAAGUUAUCAUUUAAGAAGUCUUCAUUCACCGACUGAUAACGAAAGCCUCUUUUCAGAUGAAGAUUGGGAGCAAGAGGCCGUGAGACUCUAUGACUGGGCCAGAUCACUACGGAGUGAAGAUAUUGGAGAAGACUAACUCACGAGAAAUCUGUCUGCUUUUUAUAAAACAGAUAAAAGUUGUUCUCUAUAGCUAGGAAUUUGCCAUGCAAACAGAGCGUUGGCAGACCAUGAACGUAAUUUGAACAACCCCUCUCUAAAUUUAAGAAAUUCAUAAUAAACCACCAGAAACAGCAAAGAGUUCUGUCAUUUUGCAAACAAUAACACAUUCGUUAUAGUUGUUUUUGUCAAAUACAUGCAGGUGGAUUACAUACACAAUAGUCCAUGCUACUGAAUCCAGACGAGGUUCUCCUGGUCAGCCACAAGGCCAAACUGGGUACAGGGUUACAGCUUGUGUUGGAUGGGGUUGCAUUCCCCCUGAAGACAGGUUCACAGCUUGGGAGUGAUCCUGAAUUCAUCACUGAACCUGGAGACCCAGGUCUCUGUGGUAGCCAGGGGAGCUUUUGCAAAAUUAAUAUUUGUGCGCCAUUAGCACCCAUACCUUGGAAAGUCAGACUUGGCCACAGUGGUCCAUGCUCUAGUAACAUCCUAAAUUGACUACUGCAAUGUGCUCUACAUGGGCUUGCCUUUGAAGACUGGAAGCUUCAAAUGGUCCAGCGGGUCCCAGCCAGAUUGCUCACUGGAGCGGUGUACAGGGAGCGUACAACUCUUCUGUUACAUCAGCUCCGCUGGCUGCCAGUCUGCUACCAAGUACAAUUCAAAGUGCUAGCUUUAGCCCAUAAAGCCCUCAACAGUUGUGGCCCAGCUUACCUGUCAGAACGUAUCUAUGAACCAUCUCAGAGGUUAAGAUAGUUUGGGGAGGCCCUGCUCUCAAUCCCACCUCCUUUGCAGGUGUGGUUGGUGGGGACGAGGGACAGGGUUUUCUCAGUAGUGGCACCUUGGCUGUGGAACUCCCUCCCCAAUCAGCUCCUUCUCUCCUAGCCUUCAGAAAGAAAGUUAAAACAUAGCUAUGGGACCAAGCUUUCAGAGAGUAACUGCAGUGCAAUAAAUUAAUGUGAAAUCUCUGAUGACAACUGGAAUGGCUUUGGACUAUGAUCUGGGAUGACAUGAUUUUAAUAAUGGAUGUAAUUGUUUGGUAUUAUUAAUUUUGAUGUUUUUAAUGAAAAUGUUUAUUUAAUUGUAUGUUUUUAUGGUACUGAAUUAUUGCCAAUGUGUAAAGCCGCUCUGAGUCCCCCUCAGGGUUGAGUAGGGCAGGGUACAGAUGUCGUAAAUAAAUAAAUUUGUUUAAGUGCCACAGCA